This is a messenger RNA of Boleophthalmus pectinirostris (great blue-spotted mudskipper), 2390 nucleotides long. It is a transcript of the gene rangap1a, whose product is annotated as RAN GTPase activating protein 1a. Gene Ontology annotation, cellular component: cytosol; nucleus; perinuclear region of cytoplasm. Lineage: Eukaryota; Metazoa; Chordata; Actinopteri; Gobiiformes; Gobiidae. The record is from RefSeq and is a predicted model, not a curated record. The transcript has 16 exons. Gene Ontology annotation, biological process: signal transduction; nucleocytoplasmic transport; activation of GTPase activity. The coding region runs from base 151 to 1899 and encodes 582 amino acids. Gene Ontology annotation, molecular function: small GTPase binding; GTPase activator activity.
UUUCGCGUUUGCCCAUUUGUAGUUUUUUUGGACUACAAAUCCCUUGCCUCCUUAGUUUGUGUUCCUUGAGACGUUCUCUACUGUGUUUGGUUUUGAACGGGCGGGAGUGUCACGCGUGUGUUUCGCUAAGUUGCUGUGUUGAGUGCUACCAUGGCAACAGACAUUGUGGCGCAGCUCGCCGAGUCUCUGGCCAAGACUGGAGUUGAGGAAGGCGAGCUGAGCUAUAAAGGCCAGGGUCGGAAGUUGGAUGAUGCAAAGUCAGUGGAAGAGAUUGUGAAAGAGAUCCAGGACUUUGAGGGGUUACAGGCCCUGCGCCUAGAGGGCAACACUGUCGGGGUGGAGGCAGCACAGGCAAUUGCUAAAGCUCUGGAAACAAAAAGCACAUUUAAGCAAUGUUACUGGAGUGAUAUGUUUACUGGCCGCCUCCGUUCUGAGAUUCCACCUGCUUUGAAUUCUCUGGGCGAUGCUUUGAUGUUGGCAGGAGCCAGGCUGACUGUUCUAGACCUUAGUGACAAUGCCUUUGGACCUGACGGAGUGAAAGGAAUUGAAAAAUUGCUAAAGAGCAGUGCCUGUCACACUUUGCAGGAGCUACGAUUAAAUAAUUGUGGAAUGGGCAUUGGCGGCGGAAAAAUCUUGGCUGCUUCAUUGACUCAAUGCCACAAAAGCUCCACUGCCGAAGGCUGCCCACUCAGCUUGAAGGUCUUUGUCGCAGGUCGCAACCGGCUAGAGAAUGAUGGUGCAAUUGCCCUUGCUCAAGCUUUUCAGCUAAUGGGAAGUUUGGAGGAAAUUCACAUGCCUCAGAAUGGCAUUAACCAUCCCGGUGUAACAGCCUUGGCUAAAGCUGUGCAGCACAAUCCCAAUCUACGUAUCCUCAAUCUUAAUGACAACACCUUCACUGACAAAGGAGGAAUUGCCAUGGCACAGGCUCUCAAACAUCUAAGCAGCAUUCAGGUGAUAAACUUUGGGGAUUGUCUGGUGCGUCCGGCAGGAGCUAUUGCAAUUGCAGAAACUGUUUCAGAGGGACUUCCUAUUCUCAAGGAGCUCAAUCUAUCCUUCUGUGAAAUCACUGAAGAGGCGGCUCUCAGAGUCACACAAGCAGUCAAACACAAAAACACGCUGGAGAAACUUGACCUCAAUGGAAACUGCCUUGGAGAAGAUGGUUGUAAAGCUGUGCAGGAUGCCAUGGAAGAAAUGAACAUGGGCCAGCUUUUAGGAUCACUGAGUGAUGAUGAAGGUGAGCCGGAAGAUGAUGAAGAUGAAGAUGACGAAGAGGAGGAUGACGAAGAGGACGAAGAUGAUGUGGAUGAGGAGGAAAUUGAAGAAGAAGAGGAGGAGGAUGAUGGUGAGGAGGAAGAGGAGGAGGAGGAGGAGGAAGAAGAGAAGUUUUCCACACCCAGCUCCGCACCAAAGCCUCCAGAUGUCGCCUCCUUCCUCAGCUUUCCUUCCCCUGACAAACUGCUCAAACUUGGAGACAGAAGGGCCUAUCUGAUCGAACAGCGGGUGGAUGUGACAGAUCCUAUGAAAACCGCAGAAGCCUUCCUAAAGAUCUCUUCUGUUUACAAGGAUGACAACAAAGAAGUGAAGGAUGCUGUUUUGGAUAGUAUUGAUGCUAUUCUAAAGAAAGCUUAUUCCACCCCUUCAUUCCAGGGAUUCAGCUUUGUAUCAUCUCUGUUAAUACUACUUGGACUGAUCAAGAGCGAGGACAAAGUGAAACCUGUUCUAGUGGUUCCAGGACACCUUCAGGCCUUAGAACAUGUUGUUCAACAAGAUUAUUUCCCAAAAGAAAAUGUGGCGGUCCUUGAGGCCUUCAUGUCCCGAAACAACAAAGCACUUGACUCAUGUGGAAAUGCAAGAAUCCUCCUUCAGUCAACUCUGCACAGUUUGAAGUCCCAGAGCUGAGAACACCAGAGGUCAUCGAUUCACACAAAUGGACUUUGAUGGACUGCAAUAGUGAGCAUUUGUUUGAAAAAGAAACACAUCUUACCCCAGGCUCUCCACUACACUUGAAUGGACUUAUUAUGGACUUAUGGAUCAUUAAUUUAUGUACUACUCUCCUACUAAUCUGUAGUGAGAUGCAGCCACUAUUUUCAACCCUGGACACAUUCGGCUGCGUUUACAGUAAAUUGCUAUAUUUGCCUAUUACUUUUAAAGUUUAUUAUACACAACCGAGUUCUGUAUAUUAAAUAAAUAGGGCAUUUCAUGAUAUUAUAAAAGUAGGAGCCAAAUGGUUUGCAAAAUAAUAAGAAAUUAUCUUGUUUAUAAUAAAAUGAUUUCAGUUUCAACAUUGACUUAAUAUUUAUAUCUUAUCUGUUUUGUUAUUUUGAUUUUAUAAACUGUCACAGGGAUUCUGCACUAAAUCAAAAUGCAUUAAAGUGCAUUUGACAGACUAA